UGCCAUCUCCAACUAUAUAUCUCUUGUAUAUGCGAAUAUUAGAUUUAGCAAUAUAUAAAAUUUUAUGUUAUUAUUAAAAUACCCUUUAAAUAUAUCUUGUCUUUUGCUUAUUCUUCAAUUACCCUUCCAUGCAUCGAUCUAAGCCUCUGUUAAUUUAAUUAGAAUUUGUCCGGGAAAAUUAUAAUCACAAAACUGUGAUCUAUUAAAAUAUAAGUUUUGUAGUUAAAAUUUUGUAAAGAACGAAAGCUGUCGAUGUAUGAGACAGUUCACAGCAGAAUCAUCGUCAAGAGUAUAUAUGUCACCUAUAUAUAGUUCACUAAUUGCUGCUGCCAAGUUCUCAGCAGUUUGAGACAAAAGGCGUCGCUUGGUUCCAAAAAUGCAGGCCAAAUCCUGCCAGUUUAUGCCACCUUUCUGCCCGGCGACGCCCUCGACCUCUCCGCCGGGGAACAAAGUCUCUUUUCCGGCCAAAACCUCACGGGCAAUCUCAAUCACUGCUCCAAGCGACCUCGUCAUCGCCCCAGAUGUAUUGGACGACUCGGUGGCUGCAUUCUGGGACUACCAGUUCCUCUUCGUCUCGCAGCGCUCUGAAACGGCGGAGCCCGUCACCCUCCGAGCCGUGGACUGCUGCUUGCCGCCGGACUUCCCCUCCGGCACGUACUAUCUCACCGGCCCGGGCAUGUUCACCGAUGAUCACGGCUCCACAGUGCACCCUCUCGACGGCCAUGGCUAUCUCAGAUCAUUCACCGUUGAUGCGGCCAAGGGCGAGAUCAAGUUCAUGGCUAGGUAUGUGGAGACCGAGGCUCACACGGAGGAGCGAGAUUCGGUGACCGGAGCGUGGCGAUUCACCCACCGCGGACCGUUUUCUGUCCUAAAAAGUGGCAAGAUGGUGGGAAACACAAAGGUGAUGAAAAACGUGGCAAACACGAGUGUUCUCAGAUGGGGUGGCCGGUUAUUUUGCUUAUGGGAAGGCGGAGAUCCUUACGAGAUUGAGUCGAGGAGUUUAGACACUGUCGGAAAAUUUGAAGCCAUCACUACUGUCCACCGCUCACGGCCGCUGGGUGAAGGAUUCGAGGGCGCUGUGUGGAAUUUGGCAGCGUCAGUUUUGAAGCCUAUCCUAUAUGGAGUGUUUAAGAUGCCGCCCAGGAGAUUGUUGUCGCAUUACAAGAUCGACGCUCGGAGAGAUCGGCUUCUGAUCUUGUCAUGUAAUGCGGAGGAUAUGCUGUUGCCUCGCAGUAAUUUCACCUUUUACGAAUUCGACUCGAAUUUCAAAUUGCUGCAAAGCCGAGAAUUCAACGUCCCCGAUCACCUGAUGAUCCACGAUUGGGCAUUCACCGAUUCCUACUACAUACUGUUCGGCAAUCGAAUCAAGCUCGACGCCAUCGGAUCAAUGGCGGCAGUGUGCGGCUUAUCUCCGAUGAUAUCGGCGUUAUCGGUGAAUCCGAGCAAGCCGACGUCUCCGGUUUACUUGCUCCCUCGAUUUUCGAGCGAAUCGACGAAGAACACUGAGAUCGAUUGGAGAGUCCCCAUCGAAGCUCCUUCUCAGAUGUGGGUACUACACGUUGGUAAUGCUUUUGAGGAGAGGGGCGAUAAUGGGAAUACGGAGAUUCAAAUACAAGCUACCUGCUGCUCUUACAGCUGGUUCAACUUCCAGAAAAUGUUUGGAUAUGAUUGGCAGACUGGUAAGCUUGACCCUUCCACGAUGAAUGUGAAGGAAGGUGAAGAUAAGUUGUUGCCUCACCUUGUUAAGGUGUCUAUAACCUUGGGUGCAAACGGGAAAUUCGAAAAUUGUUCAGUGAAGCCAUUGAAUCAGUGGAGUAAAGCAUCAGAUUUUCCAGUCAACCAAGGCUAUUCAGGCAGCAGGAACACCUAUAUCUAUGCGGCAACUUCUUCUGGUUCUCGCCAAGCAUUGCCACAUUUCCCAUUUGACACUGUGGUCAAAUUGAACACUUCCAACAAGUCCAUCCAAACUUGGUCCGCCGGACGCCGACGGUUCAUCGGGGAGCCGGUUUUUGUCCCCAAGGGAAGCCAAGAAGACGAUGGCUACAUUCUUGUGGUGGAGUAUGCAGUUUCAAGGCAGAGAUGUUAUCUAGUCAUUCUGGAUGCAAAGCGGAUUGGGGGAGUUGAUGCUCUUGUAGCCAGAUUUGAAGUCCCGAAGCACUUGAAUUUUCCUCUCGGCUUUCAUGGCUUAUGGGCCCCUGAUGGCCCCACUCUUGAUAAUUAGCAGAAGAUGGCUGUGUUUGUCGUGCAUUACACUUCCAUACACUCUCACUUGGGAUGGCAAAAAAUGGGAAAAGUGAGUGGUACAAUGAAAUUCACCUGUACAGUGCAAUUUACUGACCAUAAUUCCAACAUUCCCAUACAUGGCUUUUCUCCCUUCUCUCACGAAUUAUCCCUUGCUUUAUUUGUUGUAUUAUAAACAAAAAUGUCAUUAUUAUUAUUAUUAUUACUGCUACUACU
Diospyros lotus (date-plum) is the source of this 2457-nucleotide messenger RNA. Its product is annotated as carotenoid cleavage dioxygenase 7, chloroplastic. Bases 377 to 2221 code for a protein of 614 amino acids. The record is from RefSeq and is a predicted model, not a curated record. Lineage: Eukaryota; Viridiplantae; Streptophyta; Magnoliopsida; Ericales; Ebenaceae. Gene Ontology annotation, biological process: carotene catabolic process. Gene Ontology annotation, molecular function: 9-cis-epoxycarotenoid dioxygenase activity. Gene Ontology annotation, cellular component: chloroplast stroma. The transcript has 8 exons.